Messenger RNA from Etheostoma spectabile (orangethroat darter), 3294 nucleotides. RefSeq names its product N-acetylated alpha-linked acidic dipeptidase 2 (gene naalad2). Gene Ontology annotation, molecular function: carboxypeptidase activity. Bases 120 to 2336 code for a protein of 738 amino acids. The record is from RefSeq and is a predicted model, not a curated record. The transcript has 20 exons. NCBI's taxonomy places the organism in Eukaryota, Metazoa, Chordata, Actinopteri, Perciformes, Percidae.
ACUCUAUCUAUGUCGCUGUGCUAUCCCGUCGCUGCACUACUUAAACAAAUGACCCUGUAUCUCUGCGAGCGUGCUCUGCAGAGUCAGCGGUGCCGGUGCGGGGGCUAUACUGCUUUAAAAUGAGAAAGGAGAGCAGGCUAAUCCGGUGGAUUUGGAGGAUUGUGUUUGUGACAGUUUUUUUGUUGCUGGGCUUCAUCAUAGGAUGGUUUGCAAAGCCCACUACAAACACUACAAAUCAGAUUCCUUCCAGCAAGUAUCUAAGGGAGUUUCUGGAUGAAAUGCAGUCGGACCGGAUCAGAGAGCAUCUCAGGAAAUUUACACGACUCCCCCACCUGGCUGGUACAGAGCAGAAUCUGAGAUAUGCAGAGCAGAUCAGGAAAGAGUGGCUGGAGUUUGGAGUGGACUCAGUGGAGAUGGUGCCCUAUGACGUCCUGUUGUCCUAUCCCAACAAAUCACAGCCGAACUACAUCUCAAUAGUUGAUCAGCUUGGCAGUGAGGUUUUUAACACUUCCUUGGCUGAGCCAGUUCCAGCGGGUUACGAAGAUGUUUCUAACAUUGUGCCUCCAUACAGUGCCUUCUCUGCCAAAGGACAACCUGAGGGGGAUUUGGUGUAUGUUAACUAUGGUCGAACUGAAGACUUUUUCCAGUUAGAGAGGGAGAUGAAAAUCAAUGUCACUGGCAAGAUUGUCAUCGUCAGAUAUGGAAAAAUAUUCAGAGGCAAUAAGGUGAAAAACGCCAUGUUAGCCGGAGCAAAGGGAAUCAUUAUGUUCUCAGAUCCAGCAGACUACUGGGCUGCUGGAGUCCAGCCUUACCCUGAUGGCUGGAACUUACCCGGUGGAGGAGCUCAGAGAGGGAAUGUUCUCAACCUGAAUGGAGCAGGAGACCCACUCACACCAGGGUACCCUGCUAAAGAAUACACCUACAGAUUCAGCCUUGAGGACGCAGUGGGACUUCCCAAGAUUCCUGUGCAUCCAAUUGGCUUCCAUGAUGCAAUUCACCUGCUCAAGAACAUGGGAGGACCGAUUCCACCCAACAACUGGAAAGGAGCCCUGAAUGUCUCCUACAAGAUUGGUCCAGGCUUUACAGAUGACUUCAGGAGCCAGAAGGUGCGUAUGAACAUCCACACUAACAACCAGGUUACCAGAAUCUAUAACGUCAUUGGCAGGAUUAGAGGAGCUCUGGAGCCAGACAGGUAUGUGAUUCUGGGAGGGCACCGGGAUGCCUGGGUGUUUGGAGGAAUUGAUCCCAUGUCUGGUGCUGCAGUGGUCCAUGAAACUGUCAGGAGCGCUGGCAGGCUGCUCAGUAAAGGGUGGAGGCCUAGGAGGACUUUAAUAUUUGCCAGCUGGGAUGCAGAGGAGUUUGGAUUGCAGGGAUCUACAGAAUGGGCGGAGGACAAUGCCAAGUUGCUGCAGGAGAGAGCUGUGGCCUACAUUAAUGCUGACUCUGCCAUGGAGGGGAUGUACACACUGAGGGUUGACUGCACUCCAUCUCUACACACUUUAGUGUACGACCUUACCAAGCAGAUAGCUAGUCCAGAAGAAGGAGAGGAAGGUGUUUCUCUGUAUGAUAGUUGGCAUAAGAGGGACAACUGGACAAAUGACCGCGAUGCACCCAGGAUCAAUAAGCUCGGGUCAGGCAGUGAUUUUGAGGCCUAUUUUAUCCGUCUGGGAAUUGCUGCAGGCAGAGCCAGAUACACCAAGAACAAGAUAACAGAGCGGUACAGCAGUUAUCCAGUCUAUCACAGUGUGUAUGAAACCUUUGAAAUAGUGGAGAAGUUUUACGACCCCUCCUUCAAGAGGCUUCAGGCAGUGGCCCAGGUAAGAGCCGGGCUCAUCUUCCUAUUGGCCGAUUCUCUGCUCCUCCCUCUCGAUGUCAACCAGUAUGCAGAUUCACUGGGGAAAUAUGCACAGAGCAUCACACAGCUGGCACAGAGACAUCCAGAGGAGAUGAAGAUGUACGAUGUGUCGUUUGAUUCCUUGUUUUCUGCUGUUGAGAACUUCACCAUUGCAGCCAGGGACUUCCAUGAGCGCCUGCAGACUCUCAACAGAGAAGAUCCUCUGCAGGUACGUGCAACGAAUGAUCAGCUCAUGUACCUGGAGAGAGCCUUCAUAGACCCCCUGGGCCUACCUGGCAGACCCUUUUACAGGCAUGUGAUUUUUGCUCCCAGCAGCCAUAAUAAAUAUGCAGGGGAGUCUUUCCCUGGGAUCUAUGAUGCAUUGUUUGACAUCAAGAACUCCGCUGAUCCAGAAAAGGCAUGGGAGGAAGUCAAGCGUCAAAUCAGCAUCGCAGCAUUCACCGUUCAUUCUGCUGCCAUGACACUAACACCACCUGCAUGAAGCUGCUAAAGUUAUGUGAUUGAGCUAUCUAUUGACAAUUAUUUUAAAACAUCAGAAUGGGAAGAACGGGAACAUGCCACCUGCGACACACACAGAGAUGGACAAUCCUUGUUUUCUGAACCAGUCAUGUUCCAGAACGUCCAGAGCUCAGUAAUACAGUGAAUCUCUGAGUGCCAUUACAAGAUCUUAAUGAUUUGUUAUGAAGAUACAGUAAAGUAAUAGUUUACGUUUUUAAUUGUUUGUUCUUGUUUUUUAAUAAUAGUCUGCAAGUGAGCCAAAUAAAAUCAAUCCAUCCUUGGCAGUUAAACUACUGAUAACCUGUCCAUGUUGGUCUGACCAUAACAAUACCGUCCAUGUUGAUAUUCUUUAAUAAAUGACUUUCUUUAAAGACACAAAUUACUUUUGCGCACACCAAGAAAAUACAACAAAAUGUAAUGAUAAACAGGCAUUAAACCAGAUUGAAGCAGAUGUGUUAUAUCUGUUGUCCGAGUACUACAGCUCUGUCUUAUGUUGAUUUUUCAAUUUCAGGAUUAAAACAUGAACUUUUUACAGGUUACUAAAGAGAGGCAUGUAAAGCCCAGGAAUAAAAGAGUUAUGUAUGACAUGCACAAAGCUCACAGGCCAUACUUAAACAUGGCUGCCGGCCGCAGUGUUUUUAUUUUAACACUACCACAGGAGGGCAUCAGUCAUAACUUUCCAAUCAUGUGGCUUUAAAUCAUUUAAACUAUACUUUAUUCCGAGAACUUGGUUUUACUAUCACUAUAAAGGAAUAUGUUCAUUUACUCGGUUAAUUUAUCUUUGAUCUCACUCAAACACCACACUGAGUAGUAGUUUUACGGAUAUACUGUAUGUGAGAUUAACAUUGCUGUCAGAUUAAGCAGAACACAACAAGUUCACAAACGGACAUUACUGUGCGUGCAACACACAGGAAGUGAGCUAGAGUGAAUCUAUCUGGCAG